AGGAGUUUGGCGAUCUAACAUCUCCCUCGUAAAAUUUUGGACAUAGGCCGAUUGACAACAAAGUGGUUUCGUGCGAAACAUUAUUUAUUUUAAAUGAUUACAUAUUAUAAAGUGUUGAAAACGGAAAGCCUGUUACUGAUAUAAAAAUAGUGGAGGACAAAAUAUGAAGAGACGAAAUGCCGAAUCUGGCAAGAUGCGGCGCCCCAUGAAGCGCACUAAAAUCACUGAAGGAAUGUAUGGAAAUUCUAUGUGUUACCUGAAGUUUGUGAUGCUCUGGGCAACAGUCAUCAUGGCAGACAAUAUGCUGGAGUUCAGAUUUGAAUUUCUCUGGCCGUUUUGGAUGAUGCUCAGAUCAGUGUAUGAUUCAUUCAAAUAUCAUGGUGUUGCGUUCUCAGUGUUCUUCAUUUGUAUAGCAAUGACUUCAGAUAUGCUAUUUUUUUUCUUCAUACCAAUACAGUACAUAUUUUUCGCCGCCAGUACAUAUGUGUGGGUGCAAUAUGUAUGGUACACAUUUGCCGACCGCGGCGUGUGCCUGCCGACGGUGGCGCUGUGCUGCCUGGUGGUGUACGCAGAGGGCGCGGUGCGGGGCCGCGUCGGCGCGCUCGAGCUGUGGCGGCCGCUGGCGGCGCACUGCGUCGGCUACCCCGCGCUCUCGCUCGGCUUCGGCGUAAAGGCGUACGUCGGUCAGCGGUUACGUCAGCGUCGCCAGCGUCAGGUGCGCGCCGAGAACGAGUUCUACUUCCAGCUCAUGAGGGACGCGCUGCCGGAGAGCGCGCUCGAACAGAAUAAAGAAGAACGCGCGAGCGGUGUCAGUGACACCGGGAGAUCCGCGGGUGCGGACGAGUCGCCGGACGCGCGACACAACUCGCUGCGGCGGCGGCGCGACCACAGCGACGCCGACGACCAUAUACACGUUAAGUUAGAUAAGUUAGAGAAGCACCUCGCGCAGCAGACGGCGGCGCGCGAGCGGGACAAGUCCGCGCAGGGCGCCGCGACGCCCAAAGCCAACGGACAGCCAAGUUCUAACGGCGUGAACAGUCAGUCGGCGACGCCUCACGCGCACACCAACGGCGCCGCCAGCGGGCCCGGUGCGCCACCAGAUGACAAGCACGAUAAUAAAGGUGCGGGAAAGUCAUCGAAACAUGACAAGAAAGAGGCUAGUAGUGUAAGAGAAGAGAAGAAGAAAAACAAAAAUAGAGAUAAGGAUAAGGAGAACACUGAUAGUAAUAAGUGUACAGAACAGAAUAAGGAAUUUUUAAUUAAGGAAGUAGAAAGUACAAAAGAAAAUAUAAAAAGUAACAAAGAUAUAAAUAAUUUCAAAGAAAAAGAGAGGGAGAGAAAAGAGGAAAAAGAAAGGGAGCUUAGAGAGAAAGAAGCGAGGGAGAAGAGAGAAGAGAAGGAGAGAGAGGCGAGAGAAAGAGAGCAGAAAGAGAAGGAGCAGAGGGCGAAAGAGAACCGCUGCUUCACGGAGGAGCUACGGCGGGUGCGAGCCGAGCUGGCGGCCGCGCGGAGCGGCGAGGCGGAGGCGCGGCGCGCGCUCGCCGCAGCCGCCGCCGCCGACCGCCGCCGAGCCGCUGACCUCGCGCACCUCAGGCAUGCGCAUGCGCAGCUGCAGAACAAAGUAACGUCGAUACGCACCGGCGAGCGCGCGGCGUUGGAGCGGCGGCUGAGCGAGGAGCGGCGCGCGCGCACCGCCGCCGAGCAGCUCCUCAGGGCGAGACCGCUCGACGGUGAAUGCGACAACGAGUGGUGCAAGUCGCGGCGGAGCGCGCAGGAGGGCGAGGUGACGUCACUGCGGCGCGAGCUGCAGCGGGCGCGCGAGCGGCAGGCGGCGCUGCAGCGGGACCUCGCCGCCGCCACCGAGCAGGUGCGGGGCGGGUGUGGGGAGAGCGGGUCGUGCGCGGCGCUCCGCGAGCGGGCGACGCACCUCGAGCGCUCGCUGUCGGCGGAGACGCGCGUCAAGUUGGACCUGCUGUCCGCGCUCGGCGACGCCAAACGACACAUUAUGAUACAGGAGGAUUUAAUAUCCAGACAAGAGAAGGAGAUAGAGGAACUAAAAGCUCAAAUGUUGGCGGUGAUGCCGUCGGAAUACAUGACCCCCGUGAACAGUACAGUGUCGAAAGUGUCCAAACUUCGCCUGUCAGACGGAUCACCGUUGGACCCAAACGCUUCAGUGUACACCCCCAAGAUGCAGCAGCUAUGCUCGGAUGCCUAAACCUUUAACCACAGGUGAGCUGAGGGUGUGUGAUCAUCCAUUUUUGACAUUUCUAUCUGUGUUAUGUUUCUGGGGUUUUUCUAAUGUAGUGAUUGGUCAAUGUUUUGAUGUCAACCAAUCAAAAGCUAUAGUGAAUUGAUAAACUUCAGUAAAAAUACUUUAGGAACUAGGCGUUGGUGAUUGUGCUGAAAUAUUUAUUUUAUAAUGGAACAUUAUAAUCUUCCAUUAUAAAAAAUAGGCAAGUCACAGCAGUAUGUCAAAUAAUUAUUUGACAUACUGCAGCUGCGACUAGCAUAUUUUUAUUAGUCAUCCAUUGUAAAAUUUGGAGACUUUGAUAAGGUGGCCAGUAAAUUUCGGGCUCAUAAAACUGGCAGGCCGUACCUUGUGUAGUAAUAUCUCAGCACAGUUGCAAUGACGAUGACAGUUGAAAUGACAAAAAUGGGGGAUGUCUGUCAAUGCACACCCUCACAUCAUCACAACACGGAUCUCGGUGCAUGAGCUCUGAUCUCAUUAUCCGUUCGACUAAAUCUAAAACUGCUCCUGUCCGGGAUCCGUGCUGUGUUCCGGACUAUUUUUAACGAGUGAUACAGAGUGAUUAUUUUUUCAUAACUUUUAUCCGUUGAGGUUGAAUAUUUUCGUCGUCCUUGGGUGAACUCGCAUAAUAUGGUCUGUGAUUUUUUUGUUGUUACUACAUUUUUUUUUCCUUUUUUGAAUACGGUUUUUUUAAUGAGUUGUGACAUUAUUUGUAAUAGAUAGUAACAAAAUGAGGUCUGUAAUGGCAGUAUUUACAGUAAAUAUUGUAUUGCAUUUUUUUGAGAGCUGCUCAAAAAUAAUAUUAAUGGCAAACUUAAUCGGAAAUCCUAGCAGUACAAAAAAAUUAUAAAGUUUGCCAUUUUCAAAACAUUAGUUUACAAACCUACCUAGGUAUCAAACCAAAGGACAAGUGUGUGUUUCACAAAUGCUUGUUGAAGUUUAUUGAUUAUAUCUCUUUUCCUUCUCGCUGUUUGUAUUAAUGAAAGAGAAGGCAUUACACCGUAGACGCUACUAUUUAAAUUGGAAUAUAAUCUCUGAGAGCAUUUAAUUAAAUCUCUUCCCAAGUGUCUGAGGAAAAUAUCAACCUGUAGUCUUUCCGAUCGCACUAUUUGAAGUUUUAUUUGAAUUUAUGUGAUAUAUUGUACAAAAGAUCUGACUUCCUGUUAUACAAAUGUUAUGGGCGCAGUGUAUAAAUUGAAUUUUGAUAAAAAAAAAACAUUUUGAACAACUCUUUUGUGAAUUAAUCAACAUGACAUCAAAUUAAGUACAAGCCGCGCACAACUAUAAGAUCGCUCGACGUAAUUAGGUACAAUAUCUACUAAUAACAUAAUCUACUAAUGUGUACUUCGGCUACGGCCUCAGAGGCCGUAGCCGAUUGCCGAAGUCCCUUUCG
This is a messenger RNA of Aricia agestis (brown argus), 3641 nucleotides long. Its product is annotated as macoilin-2. Gene Ontology annotation, biological process: neuronal signal transduction. NCBI's taxonomy places the organism in Eukaryota, Metazoa, Arthropoda, Insecta, Lepidoptera, Lycaenidae. Gene Ontology annotation, cellular component: rough endoplasmic reticulum membrane. The transcript is spliced from 15 exons. The coding region runs from base 164 to 2215 and encodes 683 amino acids. The record is from RefSeq and is a predicted model, not a curated record.